AUGAAUGAUGCUGAGGCUGCUAUGUUAGAAACUGGAGAAAAUAGUCAAAAAAAAGACGAUUCAUGUCCUCGUCGACUUCGUGUUUUUACAUUAAGUCUUGCAUUAACUGUUCCCAUAUCAAUGAUUGUUAUGGGAAGUCUAUAUAUAGAUCGGUAUUCAAAGUCAACUUAUCCUCCCCCACAUCCUCCGCCACAUCCUCCACCGCAUCCUCCGUCACCGUCACCAUCACAUGAUCCUCCUCUAUCACCACCACCACCACCACCACCACUAUUAGCAUUGUAA
Molecule: messenger RNA, 282 nt
Organism: Rotaria sp. Silwood1
Lineage: Eukaryota; Metazoa; Rotifera; Eurotatoria; Philodinida; Philodinidae
Source: the annotation of a GenBank genome assembly